Nicrophorus vespilloides is the source of this 4007-nucleotide messenger RNA. Its product is annotated as integrin alpha-PS2-like. The annotation marks the transcript as partial. Gene Ontology annotation, biological process: cell-cell adhesion; integrin-mediated signaling pathway; cell adhesion mediated by integrin. The record is from RefSeq and is a predicted model, not a curated record. Gene Ontology annotation, molecular function: integrin binding. Lineage: Eukaryota; Metazoa; Arthropoda; Insecta; Coleoptera; Silphidae. The transcript is spliced from 5 exons. Gene Ontology annotation, cellular component: integrin complex; external side of plasma membrane.
CCCACCGGUGGGUCAUGCCGUCGUCAAUGUGUUAAUGAAUCAAAGAAUAUUUACAUCACUUCCAUAAAUCUGCAGAACGAUAUCAAGGAUAAGUUGACACCGCUGGAAGCGGAAAUCCGGUACUCGAUGAAAGAAUCCCGCCACUUCCAGCAGAGCUUCCAACGCAGAGACCCCAAAUCCGUGCUCCUUCCCAUUCUCGAUCUCAACGUACCGCCAGUUCGUAAAGAUUCCAUCAGCAUUCACAAGAACUGCGGCCGCGAUAACGUCUGCAUUCCCGAUCUGAGGCUCAUCGCCAAUUCGAGCGUCGAAAAGUACCUGCUCAAAUCCAACGAGAAACUGCAGUUCGAUAUAAUCGUACAGAACGAGGGUGAAGACAGUUUCGAGUCGACGUUCGAUUUGAGUAUGCCGGCGGGUGUGGAUUUCAACAAAAUCAUUCAAUACGAUAAGAACGAGGUGAGGUUCCUCUGUUCCCCGAUGGAGAACAACACGAUCAGAUGCGACAUCGGUAAUCCUCUUCCAGCCGGAAAAAUAGCGAGAUUCACGAUUCAGGUGACGCCUAAUCACAAGGAAGGUAUGAGUUCGAUCUACGAGUUUUCGAUGGCCGUGAACAGCACGAAUCCCGAGGAUCCACUGACCGUUUCCGAUAACCAAAAGAAGAUUCACAUACCGAUCUGGGUCAACUCGAAAUUGGAGCUCGGAGGAACGUCGAGACCGUCGGACAUCCAUUACAAUGCAUCGCAGUAUGCAUCUUCCGAGGAGAUCAAGAAGGAGAGCGACAUUGGUCCUCAGGUCAUCCACGUGUACAGCAUCAAGAACAACGGACCUUCGGACAUCACCGAAGCGGAGAUGCUGUUCCUGUUGCCGUACGCCACGUUGGGUGGUGAAGAUUUGCUCUAUCUGCUCGAACAACCGCACACUUUGGGCAACGUCAAGUGCGAGGCGGUCGACGCGAAUUACCGCGAUUACGAACUCGAUUACAGGAAGAAAACCAUUUGGGAAACGAUUGGCAUCGAUACGGCCAAAGCGGAUUUCGCCAGUGCGGCCGGACAAAUCGGUGGGAUCAUUAUUGAGGAAGGUGAAGGCACGAGAGGAGCGGUCGGCGGUUCCGAGAAGGUCCACAUGACUAAGGAGACGGUGGAUAGCGGAGACGGUUCUCUGAUACAUCAGCAGAGGAGGAAGCAGCAGCAAACUGGCGGCGGCGGCGGCAGCAGCAGCAGCAGUUCCGGUUCGGGCACUUUGGUUCACGUCGGCGAAGAUGGAUCCAGGGUCAGAGUGGAAACGCAUUCGAGCAGUUGGAAUUCUUCUGGAAGUGGUGGUGGUCCGACGACGGUCACCCACGUCUACAGCAAAAACACCACCAGGUACAUCGGACCUGAUGGUAAGGUGCACUACCACGAAAGUUCUUCGGGCGACAAGCACGGAGGUGCGGUAACAUCUUCGUCAUCGUCUUCAAGUGGUGGUGGUAGUUUUGUCAGUGGCGGAGGCAGUGAAGGCAGUUUUUCGGGCGGUUCAAAACCUCAGAUCAUCUACACGUCGACAGGUAAACAGCACGGAAAUCAGCAAGGCAACAGUUUCAUCACGAUGACUUCUUCAUCGUCGGAUUCGGGUGCCAAUCAAGAUCACUCUAUGACAGGUCCGGAGGGUCGCAGAUCUGGACAGACUUUUAACCACGAGGAGGGCGGAAAGACGAUUUACCAAAGUGGAGAAUACCCUGGAAACAAACCGCAGACAGUUAACAAGCAUUUCGAUUGGAACAGAGGAUCGCAGACAAAUUACAAUCAGCAGCAAGGUGGAGGAAGCACCUACGAGUCCGAGUCAGGUUCUAAUUCUAGAGCGGAGGGAGGAAGAGUUGAUGGAUCUUACGCAUCUAGAACGGAAGGUGGACAGGGUUCUAGGGUGGAAGGAUCUUACACUUCUAGAACGGAAGGAGGAUCUACUCACGGUUCGAGGACUGAAGGAGGAGUCUAUAGUCAGGGCGGUUCCAGGGCUGAAGGAGGAGGAGUCUAUAGUCAGGGCGGUUCAAGGGCUGAAGGAGGAGGAGUCUAUAGUCAGGGCGGUUCCAGAGUUGAAGGAUCGUACACUUCCAGGACUGAAGGUGGUCAUGCUCAAGGUGGUUCCAGAGUUCAGGGAUCUCACGCUUCAAGAACCGAAGGAGGAGGUGGUUCCAGAGUUGAAGGAUCGUACAAUUCUUGGUCGGAAGGAGGUGCUGGUGGUUCCAGAAAUGAAGGCGGUCACAGCGGUGGAGGCUCCAGGUUCGAAAGCAGCUACAAUCAGAGCAGAACUUACGGAACGGCUACAACGGAGAGCGGUUACCAUCAUCAGCAACAGCAAGGAGGUCAUGGCACUUACCAAUCCAGAUACAACACGGACAACGAUGACAUCCCCUACUCAUCCGAAGAGUACAUCGGAGAAUCUUAUGAGAACACCUACGACGAGGAGGAGGCGCGCAGGGCAGCGGCAGCUGCAGCAUUAGCUCGCAGUAGUAACAGGACCCAUCACCAAUGGUCAUCGAGUCAAGGAGGUCAACAACAACACCAUCACGAAGGUGGUGGUCUAGAUUUGGGCGCUGCAGCACUCGGCUCAGGCGGCUUCAGAACGACCACCUUCGACGUCAGCGGUGGAAUGGUCGGAGGCGGCGGCGGCAGUGGCGGCAAUGUGCAAAUGUCCAAUCAGGGAGCGGCAUCAUCGCAGGGCGGCAACAAGUGGGAGUCUCGCAGCGAAACUCAUUGGUCCUCAUCGGGAACCGGGGAUGUUCCGCCGCAAUACCACGCCUCCGCCAGCUUGAUUGAACGGGACAACGUUGCAACGGACAAACCCGAUUACAACAACAGAUUCCACGGACGCAGAAGGAGGCAGGUGACCGACGACGACGACAUCCGAAACGCGGUGCAAUGCAAGUCCACCAAGUGCAUGAUGGUGAGGUGCGUCGUCGGACCUCUGCUGAACGAACAGGACGCAAUCAUCGCGCUCCGAUCGAGGAUCAACGUCAGAGCUUUGAAAAACAUUUCGACGUCGCAACCGAUCAGCUUCUCGUCGAUGAUGUUGGCGAGGAUCAGCAAACUGCAGUACAUCGGUCGACCAGCAGAAAGACAGAUCCACAGUCACGAGAUCUUCACGACCGUUCCAGUCACUGAACCAGACAAACCGAAAAUUGUUCCUCUUUGGGUCGUCGUCCUCUCCGCAGUUGCCGGAACCAUCAUCCUCCUGCUGCUCAUAUUCUUGUUGUACAAAUUUGGAUUCUUCAAGAGGAAUCGUCAUUCGGACGCACCGGAAAGGCAACCCCUCAAUCGCAACGGAUUCUAUCAGAACGGAGACGCAGCACUCUGAUGAUGAGCACCAAAAAGAAGAAACGGAAAUUAAGCGACUUAAACAUGUAGAAUACUCAUAACCUCCCCUCUCCCAAUCCCCCCCGCUCGCGCGCGAUUUAAAGACAUAAAAUUGCGAUUUCUUUCUUUCUUUCUUUUAUCUUAAUUUAUUAUUUUGUUUUCGUUUUUUUUUUAUAUUUGCAUUAAUUCACGGGAGUCGGGACUAACGAGAGCGGAAUAUUAACGAGUGAUCUUCUCAUCAGCAAUAUAUUAUUACUACUACUUAUGUAAACGUAUUUUCAUUAUUAUUUUUUCUUAUUUCACUUGCGUAAACUAAAAACAGCUAAUUUCAAAUAACGUGUAAGAUGUAAACAAACAAAAAAAAACAGUAACGUAGCGUAACGAUAGAAACGAAACAAAACAAAAAAAAAGAGAAGAGAUGCGAUGAAUUCUCAUAGUGCCUUAAUAUAAAGUGAUGAUGCGACGAGAGGGAUCAAGACGGCUCUGCGAUCUUCAAUUGUUCUUUCUCUCUCUCUCUCUCUAUCUCUUGUACUUAGAGGACAUGUUUGUGUGUAUUUAGUGUGUGUGCGUCAUAAAAAAAACAAAAAGCGAAUUAAAUAAAAAAAAAAACGAUUAUAAAACAAUUAUCCUGCCGAUGAAUGAGGAAGAGGAUAUGGACGAAAACAGCGAAUAACUUAGGAG